CUGAACAGCACACCAUCCUAUUAAGAAAAUCGACGCCCCUUUCAGUUAGUCAACUCUCCGAGUAACAGCCAGUCAAAUUUUGACCGAUAAAAAGUGGUAAAUAUAUUUUAAAAAAAAAAAAACAAUUAUACACCUUCAAGGUUGUUGUUUUUUGUUGUUGCAACGCGUGGUCAAGAAAGCAAACCGUUAUGGACCCCAGUGCCCCUCCCAAGGAAUGGCCGACAGAGAAGUCUUCCAUGGGCCAGGCGCCCCUUCCGCCCUACCAGGACAACCCGUACCCAGGAAACCCUCAGCCUGGGCCGGGUUACCCUCUACCUACGCAGGGAUACUCUCAGCCUGGAUAUGGUUAUCCUCCUCAGUCGCAGGAUGCUCCCUAUCCACCACCAUAUGGCAGUGCUGUGUAUGGACAGCAGCAGUACACGCCAGGUCAGCAGUAUCCACCCCAGCCGGGCACGGUCACUGUCCAGCCCACGGUGUUUGUGACCCGAGGCCCGUUGGCUAACCCCGUCAACGACUACCGGUGCUAUUCCAUUUUCACCAUGUUGUGCUGCUGCCUUCCCCUUGGAAUUGCUGCCCUUAUCUACUCUAUUAAUGCCCGAGAAGCCAACCACAGUGGAGACCAACUGGCGGCCGAGCGGAACAGCCGAACUGCCAGAACCCUGAACCACGUGGGCUUGGGACUCGGCAUCUGCGGCAUCGUCCUCAUGGUUGUCUACAUGGUGGUCAUGAUGUCUCUGAUGCAUUAAUCAUACCUGUCAAUUAUCUUACUCCCUAUUCUCUCUGUCACGUUCGAGUCACCAGUUCAAACAAGCAAGCUGGAACCUGCUCCUUAAAACUAACCCACCAGACAGAGGCGAAAAUUAACUCAAUAGAAUAGACAUGCUUUCAUUAAUGGCCUAUAAGAAUACAAGGAAAAAAAGCCAAGGUGUGUAAGUACACCACACACUAUACAGUAAGAACAAUAUCAGAACAUUGUCGUGUGAGGCAUUUAUCACUUAAAAAUAAUAUUUGAAGAAUUUGUGUUAAUCAUAACAAAGUAAAAGAACAUCUUGAUUUUUUUUUUGCUAUUCUUUCCCCCAAGUUUCACAGUUUAGUGAACUUUCUGCUUGCACACAAUUCACUUUUAUAAAAAUUUUAAUAAGGAAGAUUAUUAAAGGGAUUCUAGGCAUUACUCUCGCCACUGCAGCCUUUCCAAAGAUUCAUAUUUUAUUAUUGUUUGUUUCAAUGUUAGUGACUUGUAUUAUCUUUCGGCGUUAAGUGUUUUGCCUUAAAAAAAAAAAAGAAUACUGUAGACGUUGAAAUGUUAUAUACCCCACAGUAGUACCUCAACUUAUGAGGUACUUGGUUCUUUGACGGAGCUUUUAACUCAAAACUUUUGUAUCUUCCUUUCUUUUUUUUUUAAUUAACGUCUCAUUGAAAUCAAUUUAGAUGGUGUUUGACUCUCCUCAAAAAGCUAUGCAAUUCUAACAUGUAACAUGCCCUUUAAAAAGACAAACUUUUAGAUAAGAAAUAAUAACAACAAUAACAGUUAGCCAAAAUCUCAAAACACUAAAGUUGAGGUACCACAGUACUGAGAUUUACAUUUACUGUUGCUUCCUUCCACUUUGCCAUUAAAAUGUGAUUCAUUGCAGUGUUUGCCAAUCUUUCGAAGACUAGACACAAUCAUUUGACACUUUGAAAAAAUAAAAUAUUUUGACUAUCCGGUAAAAUAGAUUUUAUGUCCAUUUUGUGUUUAUCUGCAUAUUGUUUAGUAAACCAACAUUUGCAUAAAGCAAACAAAUUAUCUAGUCCCAUGUUGAUAGAAAACAAUCUAAGGUACACUCAUUAAAGAUUUAACAAAAUUCUCAUUUGUGAUUAGUUGCGAUUAAUUAUGAGUUAACCAUUGACAAAAUGCUCUUAAUUGUGAAUACAUUUUUCAUUGUUUGACAGCCCAUUGUAAAGGAAUCAUAAUUAUCAGACUAAUUAAGAAAAGGUGAUCAUUAUUUAACCUCUGUGCCAAAACACACUCAUAUAUUAUGACGAAAAUGUACACUAACCCUUUAAAAUGUAUGCCAUGUAGAAAAAACAUAAACUAACCAAAGAGUUGACAGGAGGAGAGAUGUGUUGGACAUCUCAGUGUAUCUCAAGUUUUGCUUCCUCCAAUCAUUUGCAAAUGUACGUAAGCAAAUGUAUUUUUGUUGUAGUCAAAAUAGUAACGUAAAGUGAGCAAAUUUGCUCUUUUGUUUCUGCGGAAUAUCUUAUGCUAUCUUUCAUCCACUGCUGAAAAUGCAUGCAUGCCUUUUUCUGUGUUUACAACUUUCUUUAUAAAUAAAGUUUGAAAAGAACAAGACCCACUUUGCUCUGUGUGGCGAUUGCACGCUUGUGUAAAGUCUGUUUGUUCUAGUUAUUAGAACAAGAGGGAGUUUGUUUGAUGUAUUCAUCUGUGUUGACUUAAUGUCUCUCAUAGUGGCCUUGUAGU
Entelurus aequoreus (snake pipefish) is the source of this 2458-nucleotide messenger RNA. Its product is annotated as synapse differentiation-inducing gene protein 1-like. Gene Ontology annotation, cellular component: membrane. The coding region runs from base 189 to 746 and encodes 185 amino acids. The record is from RefSeq and is a predicted model, not a curated record. NCBI's taxonomy places the organism in Eukaryota, Metazoa, Chordata, Actinopteri, Syngnathiformes, Syngnathidae. The transcript has 3 exons.